Aspergillus calidoustus is the source of this 318-nucleotide messenger RNA. The record is from the annotation of a GenBank genome assembly. Lineage: Eukaryota; Fungi; Ascomycota; Eurotiomycetes; Eurotiales; Aspergillaceae.
AUGGCUUCGCCACGUGGACGGCGCAGACGGAGUUCACUACCCCCGAAUCAGGAUCAAAUCGUCACACUUAAUCCUGCCUCGCCUGAUUUGAACCCGAUCGAACACGCCUGGAUGAGGCUUAAAGAGACUAUCUAUCAGCUAGACCCUCAUAUCGAGAGCUAUAGAGGUACUAAAGAGGAGAUCAGGCGAUAUUUCAAAGGUCUUAUCGAGCAAGUGUGGAUAGAGAUAUCGCAGGAUUACUUUGACAACUUGAUUGAAUCGAUGCCGCGGCGGGUGGAGGCAGUAAUUGCUGCGCAAGGGUGGUAUACCAAAUAUUAA